GAAAUUCAGUCGUUUUAUGACUUUUGAGAAGUAAACAAGAGCUGAGAAAUAUAAUAUACAUACUUACUUGAUAUAGAAUAAUUAAUUUUACCCAUAACUCGAAUUAUUUUUAGUACAUAUAUGAAAAUUUAAAUAUUAAUAAAUAUAUAAACAGAAAUCAGCCAACGCAUUUCAAUUAUUACAAUGGAUUACAGACUAACUCCCACUGUUGUGCCCGCCGCCCCAUUCGAUGCCUCCGCAGAUGCACAGGCGUUACGAGCCGCCAUGAAAGGUUUCGGAACGGAUGAGGAGGAAAUCAUCAACUUACUCACUGCUCGUUCGAAUGCACAGAGACAACAAAUUAAGGCACGGUUUGAAACAGAAUUCGGGCGUGACUUAAUCGAUGACUUGAAGAGUGAACUGAGUGGUAAAUUCGAAGACGUGAUCGUUGCAUUAAUGAUGCCGCCAAUAGAGUAUUUAUGUAAGCAGCUGCAUAAGGCAAUGGCCGGCAUGGGCACAGAUGAAGACACACUUGUCGAAAUACUUUGCACAAAAACAAAUGAAGAAAUGCGUGAAAUUGUGGCAGCUUAUGAGGCAAAAUACGAUCGCCCCUUGGCGGAGCAAAUGUGUAGUGAAACGUCUGGCUUCUUUCGACGUCUGUUGACAUUGAUUGUGACAGGCGUGCGUGAUCCGGUGGGUACUGUGGAUCCAAAUAAAGCGCGCGAGGAUGCUGAAGCGCUUUAUGCGGCGGGUGAAGGACAACUCGGCACUGACGAAGGGGUAUUCAAUCGUAUUAUGUCGCACAGCAGCUUCGCGCAAUUACGGCUCAUCUUCGACGAAUACAAAGAGCUCUCCGGUCAGACCAUUGAACAAGCGAUUAAGCAUGAGAUGAGUGGAUCACUGCACGAUGCAAUGAUUGCAAUUGUUGAAUGCGUUCAAUCACCCGCCACGUUUUUCGCCAAUCGCCUAUACCAAGCCAUGGAUGGUGCCGGUACAAAUGAUGCUACUCUCAUUCGCAUAAUUGUCAGUCGUUCUGAAAUUGAUUUGGGUACCAUUAAAGAUGAGUUUGAGCGCAUUUACAAUCGUACCUUGUACAGUGCCGUUAAGUCGGAGACUUCUGGGGACUACAAAAGAGCCUUGUGUGCGAUUCUGGGUGGAGUUUAAGUGACGGUGACAUUUCUUUAAAUUCUUCGAGAAAAUAUUAUAGAAGUCAAAUAUAUUACAGACCCGCCAGGAUGAAUUCGUGGCGUCCGCUCCGAUAAGGUGUUCGACUAAUAUAUUGUGUAAAACACAAAAUAAUGCCACAAUAAAAGUGUUCUUAUAUAUAAACAAAUCAGCUGUUCUGUUGUUGUUCUUGUGGCAGCAUAAACAUUCCUCAUACAUGUACGGGGAAUACUGCUGGAGUGACAGUUCUUGGCCGGAUAUAAAUCCGGGUCGUUCCGGUAAUGUAGAACUGACUGUCGAGGGAACCGCUGUUCUGUAUUGUAGGUUGCCUACAUUGUUUUUGUGCCAAACGUAUGGCAAAGUAGAGAGUUGACUUUGUCCAAUCCAAAAAGAUAUACAGCACGAACGUGGAACAUCCAUGGAGUCUCUAUAUAACAUAAAUACAGACAAUCAGAUCGGCUGUCGCAGCGGACACCACCGACUCAUUCUGGCGGUCCUAUUAAAGUAGAAAAUCUGUAAACUUCAAAAUAUAAAAUAAUAAUGUUGUAGUUUUU
This is a messenger RNA of Anastrepha ludens (Mexican fruit fly), 1697 nucleotides long. RefSeq names its product annexin B10-like. Gene Ontology annotation, cellular component: cytoplasm. Lineage: Eukaryota; Metazoa; Arthropoda; Insecta; Diptera; Tephritidae. The coding region runs from base 184 to 1143 and encodes 319 amino acids. Gene Ontology annotation, molecular function: calcium-dependent phospholipid binding; calcium ion binding. The record is from RefSeq and is a predicted model, not a curated record. The transcript has 4 exons.